This is a messenger RNA of Strongylocentrotus purpuratus (purple sea urchin), 1370 nucleotides long. It is a transcript of the gene tmem38a, whose product is annotated as trimeric intracellular cation channel type 1B.1. Gene Ontology annotation, biological process: potassium ion transmembrane transport. Gene Ontology annotation, molecular function: identical protein binding; potassium channel activity. Bases 246 to 1085 code for a protein of 279 amino acids. Lineage: Eukaryota; Metazoa; Echinodermata; Echinoidea; Camarodonta; Strongylocentrotidae. The record is from RefSeq and is a predicted model, not a curated record. The transcript is spliced from 6 exons. Gene Ontology annotation, cellular component: membrane.
GACCUUUAGACAUGUCUGAUCCUCGAACUCCUCAUUAAUCCACCACGGCCACGUAAGCACUGUUUAUGCGAUGGAGAGUGAGUAAUGUAUUAUUUGCGACGUGGCAAUUAAUACUCAAAAUCAUCGAAUGCUUUCUAGUUGCUUUUUAGGCUAGGUGCAUGUUCUUAGCAGAAACUUUCGAAGAUCAUCUGUCUUACCUCUAUAAGUGAACUGAACGAAGAACACCUCCACAUCUCACAUUCAAGAUGAAUUACUCAGCCUAUAUUCCGGACUACUCCCUCUUUGUAGAAUAUGCCAACACGUACGCCCAGCUACCCCUGUUCCCCUUCUUUGAUGUGGCCCAUUACAUCAUGAUGAUUCUAGCCCUCAGGAACGAUGCAGGAGAUGGGUUUGUGUCACUGGCCGAGAACAACCCCCUCGCUUGCUGGCUUUGUAGCAUGCUAUCCUGUUUUGCUGGAUACAUACUUAGCAAUGCCCUUCUGGGACAGUCCCUCUUGGCCCCUUUUGCAUACCACUCGAAGAUUGGCAUUGCAACUAUAGUGUGGUACAUGAUAUUUUACUCACCUGCUGAUAUAUUCUACAAGCUGGUUACAAGCUUCCCUGGCAAGCUUGUGAUAGGCCCCAUGAAGGAGGCAGUCAGGGCACGUAAGGUUGGACUAGGAGUGCUUCAGGCUGCUCAGGUCUAUCCUCAAGGCUUUAUCAUCAUGGUCAUCAUCGGAACCGUCAGAGGAUCUGGAAGUGCCUUCAUGAGGUUCUUUGAAAGAGUUCUGAGAGGAGCCUGGAAACCAACACAGAAUGAAUUACUCAACCCAUCAUUCAUGACCCAGGCUACCAUCCUCUGCAGCAUCCUCCUCACCAUGGAAACCCUGGACUACAUCCCUAUAGAUGCACCGGAGCUCAUGCUGAUGCUCACCACUCUCCUGGUAGGCUACAAGAUGGCGUCGGUCGUGUUCAAGGUCGGCGACCCACUGGCGUCCAUAGAGAACACCUGCAGACCCCUGCUCUUCGGAAAGUGGAUUGGAAAGGACGCCCCCAUAGACAAAAAGGGCGAUUCCAAGAAGGAUGGUAAACCGAAGAAGGAAUGAAGGCGUUUUAACUGAUGGGAUGAAAUCUUCUUGUUGGUUGGAGUAGUCAGCGUCCUUCAAUGUUGAAGAUGCAGAACUUUAUGAGAUAGAUGAGCUUUGAAAGUACCAUACAGUAUUGCAGUGCAGCGCACCACCUGGUUCUCAUCAUUAUUACACCGUUACUUGUGAGGUGAAGGGUAGAUUAGUAGAAGAAUAGAUCCCGGGGAGUGUUUCACAAAGACUAAGAUCAACUUUAAGUUGGACUUAACUAUGCCAGGCCGUUCAUGCCAUUAGUUGCUAUCACCA